Molecule: messenger RNA, 6737 nt
Organism: Mirounga angustirostris (Northern elephant seal)
Lineage: Eukaryota; Metazoa; Chordata; Mammalia; Carnivora; Phocidae
Gene: KEAP1
Product: kelch like ECH associated protein 1
Exons: 6
Coding region: 190-2064 (624 amino acids)
Molecular function (GO): protein binding
Source: RefSeq, a predicted model, not a curated record
GACUUUUAUUCUGACACGGCCGGCGCCCGGCUCUGCUUAGUCAUGGUGACCUGCGCGCGCUCCGCGCCUCCCCCCGGCGCGCAGCGAUGGAGGCGCCCGGGCCUGGGCGACGGAGGCGGAGCUCGAGCGCGGCCAUGGCGGGGCCUCUGAGUGCCAGUGGUGGUGUUGUCCCUUGUCACCUGGAACCCCAUGCAGCCGGAACCCAGGCUUAGCGGGGCUGGGGCCCGCACGCGAUUCCUUCCCCUGAGGUCACAGCGCCCUGAGGGGGCAGGGGACACGGUGAUGUACGCCUCCACCGAGUGCAAAGCCGAGGUGACGCCCUCCCAGCACGGCAACCGCACCUUCAGCUACACGCUGGAGGACCACACCAAGCAGGCCUUUGGCAUCAUGAACGAGCUGCGGCUCAGCCAGCAGCUCUGUGAUGUCACACUGCAGGUCAAAUAUGAGGACGCGCCAGCCGCCCAGUUCAUGGCUCACAAGGUGGUGCUGGCCUCAUCUAGCCCCGUCUUCAAGGCCAUGUUCACCAAUGGGCUGCGGGAGCAGGGCAUGGAGGUGGUGUCCAUUGAGGGCAUCCACCCCAAGGUCAUGGAGCGCCUCAUUGAGUUUGCCUACACGGCCUCCAUCUCCAUGGGGGAGAAGUGUGUGCUCCACGUGAUGAAUGGCGCCGUCAUGUACCAGAUCGACAGCGUCGUCCGCGCCUGCAGCGACUUCCUCGUGCAGCAGCUGGACCCCAGCAACGCCAUUGGCAUCGCCAACUUCGCUGAACAGAUCGGCUGUGCCGAGCUGCAUCAGCGCGCCCGCGAAUACAUCUAUAUGCACUUCGGAGAGGUGGCCAAGCAAGAGGAAUUCUUCAACCUGUCCCAUUGCCAGCUGGUGACGCUCAUCAGCCGAGACGAUCUGAACGUGCGCUGCGAGUCCGAGGUCUUCCACGCCUGUAUCAACUGGGUCAAGUAUGACUGUGAGCAGCGGCGUUUCUAUGUGCAGGCGCUGCUGCGGGCGGUGCGCUGCCACUCCCUCACGCCCCACUUCCUGCAGAUGCAGCUGCAGAAGUGCGAGAUCUUGCAGUCGGACUCCCGCUGCAAGGACUACCUGGUCAAGAUCUUCCAGGAGCUUACCUUGCAUAAGCCCACGCAGGUGAUGCCCUGUCGGGCGCCCAAAGUCGGCUGGCUCAUCUACACCGCUGGUGGCUACUUCCGCCAGUCACUCAGCUACCUGGAGGCCUACAACCCCAGUGAUGGCACCUGGCUCCGACUGGCAGACCUGCAGGUCCCUCGCAGUGGCCUGGCUGGCUGCGUCGUGGGCGGGCUGCUGUAUGCUGUGGGUGGCCGGAACAACUCGCCCGACGGCAACACCGACUCCAAUGCGCUGGACUGCUAUAACCCCAUGACCAACCAGUGGUCGCCCUGUGCCCCCAUGAGCGUACCACGCAAUCGGAUCGGGGUUGGGGUCAUCGAUGGGCACAUCUAUGCCGUUGGUGGCUCCCAUGGCUGCAUCCACCACAACAGUGUGGAGAGGUAUGAGCCAGAGCGGGACGAGUGGCACUUGGUGGCCCCAAUGCUGACUCGAAGGAUCGGGGUGGGAGUGGCGGUCCUCAACCGUCUGCUCUAUGCCGUCGGGGGCUUUGAUGGAACAAACCGCCUCAACUCGGCCGAGUGUUACUACCCAGAGAGAAAUGAGUGGCGGAUGAUCACACCCAUGAACACCAUCCGGAGUGGGGCAGGAGUCUGUGUCUUACACAACUGUAUCUACGCUGCGGGAGGCUACGAUGGUCAGGACCAGCUCAACAGCGUGGAGCGCUACGACGUGGAGACAGAAACGUGGAGUUUCGUAGCUCCCAUGAAGCAUCGGCGAAGUGCCCUGGGGAUUACUGUGCACCAGGGAAGGAUCUACGUUCUCGGAGGCUAUGAUGGCCACACGUUCCUGGACAGUGUGGAGUGUUACGACCCAGACACAGACACCUGGAGUGAGGUGACCCACAUGACAUCGGGCCGGAGCGGGGUGGGUGUUGCUGUCACCAUGGAGCCCUGCCGGAAGCAGAUUGACCAGCAGAACUGUACCUGUUGAGCCGCUUGAGUCUCUUGGGCAAAAAAAUGGUCUGAUCGAGAGUAUGGUUGUUUUUGUACAAAAACAGGGACAAAAAGAAAAGGCGACAGAGCAAAUGCUUAUCCUCCAAGAUGGGAGGCUGAGAUGCCUCAGUGUUCAAAUGACAGCUAGAAAGAAAAGAAGGCCAGAGCGGGAACCCAUGAGCCUGUCAGAGUCGUCCCAGGAGUGUCCAAGAGAGCCUCCCUGGGAGGGGGGGGUGCAUGAAGGGCAGGCUCCCAGGAAGAGAGGCCCCUGCACCCACUACCCUGAGAAUAGGCCUGGGUCCCACACCAGCCGCCGCCACCUCCCUUUGCGGUGAAAGCAGGUGCUUAGGUUGGGCCGGGUUUUUGUUUCUUGUGUCUUUGUGGUUGGUUCCUGGAGGCCUGGGAAGGAGCCAGCUGAGGCCUCACGGGUGAGGUUCCUGUGGAGGUGCGGACCCCAGGGAUGGGCGUGUACACAGAAACCCCUGGAUAUCUCUGCCCUGGACAGUCAUUUUGUUGAUAAGUAACCAUAUAACGUUCCAAUGAAAAUAAAGAACAAACUAACUAGCGUCUUCACUCCCGGGCUCUCAGCUGGAGGUCUCGAACCCGGGGACAGAAAGGACUCUUCCAAAACAUACUCAAGUCUUUGAUUUUGAGUUUGAAUUUGAAACCAGGUCGUUAUCUCUGCCCAUCGCAUCUUGACAUGUAGGGCCUCUUUCUCCCCGGAGGCAAGCCACACAGGGCUCACUUUGUCACACUGGGCUGCUUUGAAGACAAUGACCUAACUCCUUGACACCUCUCUUCUAGGGCUCCCUGGAGUUCUAUUUUAAGGCAAACCAUCCCCAACAUGCCUUCCAAAUCGGUGAAAAUCUAUCCAGUCAUUUGUAUGCGCUUCAAUAACACAGACUGAGCCUUUUAUUUAGGACAAAAGGGGUUCUUGGGAAUUUUCUUAGGCAAAGGGCUCAAUAUAACCUGGUCUCUUCUGAACAGUUCGUGUGAAGGCAACAUACGGCCUGGAUCUCUUCUUAAGCCAAUUAACUAUUUGUGGGUUUUUUUAAGAUUUUAUUUAUUUAUUUGACAGAGAGACAGCGAGAGAGGGAACACAAGCAGGUGAAUGGGAGAGGGAGAAGCAGGCUUCCCGCCGAGCAGGGAGCCCGAUGUGGGGCUCGAUCCCAGGACCCUGGGAUCAUGACCUGAGCCGAAGGCAGACGCUUAAUGACAGCCACCCAGGUGCCCCGCCAAUUAACUAUUUGUAUUGGGAGAGUGGAGCGAAGAGGUCUCAACUAUCAGGAAUGUCCUAGGUUCUCCCAGGGAGCUUAGUGAGGAAACAUUUGAUUCCUUCCCUUACCUCUCAGCUCUGUAGCUUCAUUCACUCAAUUCACCUGAAGGUUUUCUUAGUUGCACCGCUUCCUUGGUCCUCUUCCUAAGGUUUUAUUGGAACAAGGAAAGAAAUCUGCAUUGGCUGCAUUGAAUGGAUGGGGGAGGACUAGGAAUUGUAAACAUAGUAUCUGGAUAGCCUUUUAGCAUUUGCAGUGUUUUUGCACAUUAUUUGAUCCUCAAGAGUGCUGUGAGCCAGGAAGGGCCAGCCCGAAUUCUUUACAGAUUAGAGGUUCAGAGAAGUGACUUACCUAAGGUCAUGUGGCCACUAAAUGGUAGGGUUUAGAUUCGACUCAAGUGGACACCAAAGCAGCUACAACUCGUUCUAACACCGUGUGUGAGAAGGACAUAAAGAGGUCCCGUGGGGUCAGUGUGUGUAUCAGUGAAAGUUCCAGAAACAGCGAUCUAAUCUAGAGUCAAGAGGAAUUUGCACGUAAAUCCGUUGCCAUAAGCCACACAGCCUAUCCCAGAGUGGGGUUUCCUUCUACAAGGGCUGGAACCCUGGUCUUGAGGUCAGGUUUCAGCUGAUUCAGUAAAGCAAGGUGAACAGUUUCUUACCUGCAAAAAUGGUACUUGGACACCGGCUGGGCCUUAGGCCCUGUGUAAGCUGCUGGACCAACAAAGGUGAGUAUUUACAUUCACUUUCUAAUUCUGCAAAGACAGCUGUUUAUAAAAAGACCUCACUGUGCUAGGUAUCGGGGCUAGGGUAGUGAACAGGCCCCAGAUGAUCCCGGCCCUCAUGGAAUUACAGCCUAGCAGAGGAGUAGUGUGACCAACUCGUCCUGGUUUGCCCAGGACAGUCCCAGAUUGAACACUGGAAGGCUGGCAUCCCCAAGCCCCUCAGCCCCUCGGGUAAACCGGGGCAACUCUACAGGUAAGCCAGAUGCUGAAGCAAUAUUACAACCGUGCUGAGUGACAGGCAGCUGAGGGUGGUGGUUAGGUUCCCAUUUGGAAGUUGAUGGCUUGGCUGCAGAGCGGAGUGCACUGGGGAGAGCGAAGCAGCUAUUGCGUUAGCCAGGUGAGAGGUUGGCAGUUUGGAUUAGGCUGUGGGAGUAGAGAGCGGUUGAAUCUACAGCUGAGGGGACUGAUGAGAUAAGAAGGGCGGAGAAUUAGGAAUGCUCCUCUGUAGCUUCAACCUUAAUCCCAGCCAGGGGUAGAGAAGCUUUGAGGAGGCUGCAGGGAUAGAAGGGAAGUGGCAAUGUUUUGGGGUGUGUCGGAUUUGAGGCCUCAGGAUACAGUUGUUUUAGGAGAGUGCACAGUCAUUUUGCUCGCCUUCAGGCUUUAAUGCUUCCAACAGGUAGUUCUCGAAUGGCUGUUCUACCAGACCGGAAGUGAGGUGUUCAGACACAGUGAGAAACAGGCAUGACACCGUCUCUCUCAGAGAGCUAGAAUUAAUGAUCACAAAAAUGCCUAUGUAAUUAGGUUCAAAGGUAAGCCCUCUGAAGGCCAGGAGCUUGACCUAGGUCAGAGGUCCUGAGACAGCAUUGUUGAGGAGGUGGUUUUCUCACAGAAAUCCAAAGGAACUGAUAGUGUAAACUUAGUGAGGAAAGGAAGGGCAAGCUUCGGGACAGAAGAAGCAUCACAUGCAAAGGUCCUGUGGCACCAGGAAGCAACCUAGAUGAACUCUGAGAGGGAGGAGGAACAUGGUGUCAGAAGAGGCCCUGUGGGCCAUGCUCAUUUCAAUUUAAUUCUUAAAUACCUAAGUAUUACCUUAAAAAAAAGAGAACAUUAUAGAUAAAGCUGAAAUCUUACUAUCUUUCCAUUCCAGUCCCCUCUCAAUUUAAAACAAACUGCAGUAAUGUUCUAUGUAUUUCCUCACAAAAAAGGCAUAAUGUUGCCUGUAUUAUUCUGCAACUUGCUUUCCCCCCUCAGACUUCUAGAUCUUUUUGUCUGUGACAUCACAUUCCUUUUGCCAGGUACCUAUGUUCUGUUUUUUUUUGUUUCUUUUUUUUAAUAUUUUAUUUAUUCAUUUGAGACACAGAGAUAGAGAGAGAGAGCAUAAGCAGGGAGAGAGGCAGAGGGAGAGGGAGAAGCAGGCUCCCCGCUGAGCCAGGAACCCGAUGUGGGGCUCGAUCCCAGGACCCCGGGAUCAUGACCUUGAGCCGAAGGCAGACACUUAACCAUCUGAGCCACCCAGGCGCCUCCCUAUGUUCUGUUUUAUCUCUUCUAGUACCGACAGACAUUUAGGUCUUUUCAUUUUUCAAAAUUACAGAUAAGGCUGAAAUGUCUACUCUUAACCAUGUCUCCUCAGGCACAAAUAUGUAUAUUUCUCCAGGGCGAUACUAAGAGGUGGAACUUACUAGAUCUUAGGGUAAGCACAGCUUUCCUUAGAUGCUGCCAGAUUGCCCUCCAAAGUGGUUGUAACAAACCAUGUUCUUUCUGCUUCUAGAAGUUCUUUUUAAAUUUCACACAAAUUGAUCACUCUCCCUUGAUGUUUUUUCUCUUCUGUGUCAUAUUUAAGAAGGACUUUUGGUUCUUGCCAUUUUCCGUGGCUUCCUACCCAUUUGUUAAGUUGUCAUCUCCUGCCCGUACAUUUGUUUCUGCCUAAGUUAACCAGACUCGGUUUUUGCUGGUUCUGUUAAAACCAAGAAUCCUGACUAACAGAGAUAUCAAGAAAUUUUUGUACUGUUUUUCCUUCGGAUAUUAUUGUUUGUUUUUGUACUAUUUUUAAAUCCAACAGGAAGUUGCUGGUAUGUAUACUAUCAAAUGGGAAUUUAAUUUUGUAUGGAUAGCUAUUGCUCAACCAUUUGUUUUUCAAACCAUUUCUUGACUCAUUAAUUCUUUACCCAUAGUUCUUAAAUGCUAUCCCAAUCAUAUGCAAAUUUCUCAUGUUUGUAUGGGACCUCUAUUCCGUUAUAUUGACUUUCUACAGUUUUACCUAAAUAUCCAUUUUUGCAUCAAUUUCAUCAUUUUAAUUACUAAAGUUUUAACAUGUCUUAAUAUCAGAAUAAGUCCCUUCUCCCUUUUUCUUUCUAUUAAAAACAACAACAACAACAACAACCCUGAGCUGUUCUGUUACUGCAUAUUUAUUCUUUGCUCCAUGGAUGAAAUUCCAUGAAAAAUAAAUAUUUUAAUUGGGUUGCAUUAAAAUUAUCGAGUUGGGGUGGAAUAAUAUUUUUACAUUAGGCCUCUCCGUUCAUGAACUUAGUGUAUCUGUUUAGUGAAGUCUUCUUUGCUGUCCUCAGGAAGGCUUUAUAAUUUCUCCACAAAGGGCUUGCGAAGGGUUUAUUAAUGGGAGUUUUAUGGGCCUGGUUGCUGUUGUCAAUGAGAUCUUUACUCCUUGAUCCUUUACAAUUG